Podospora pseudocomata is the source of this 2017-nucleotide messenger RNA. It is a transcript of the gene PNO1, whose product is annotated as pre-rRNA-processing protein pno1. Gene Ontology annotation, molecular function: RNA binding. Gene Ontology annotation, cellular component: nucleolus. Bases 1119 to 1895 code for a protein of 258 amino acids. The record is from RefSeq and is a predicted model, not a curated record. NCBI's taxonomy places the organism in Eukaryota, Fungi, Ascomycota, Sordariomycetes, Sordariales, Podosporaceae. The transcript is spliced from 4 exons.
GCAAAUAUUUGGACAUGGAAUCCGCGAUACUUUCGGCUUCACUGAGCUCAGAUUCGGGUGUUUUUGGAGGGCCAUUUUGUGGUUUCUCGACCUCAGUCCUUGGUGGUGGUUGACCAGUGACAUUGUUCCUCUCGCCGCCUCGGUUGGUGCUGGAGCUCUUGCCCCUCCUCCCGAUGAUGCUCACUUCGCCCCGGUCAUUGCGGGGUUGGCGACUCUGUUUCCAUAUUUGCCGUGCCAAAUAGCUCAGCUGGGCCUUUUGGCUUGUGUUGCGAGCGCAUGUCGUCACCACUGCGUUUGUUGAGGAUGAACUUGGUGAUAAUCCCAGGAGGAGCAAAUACCCGGAGGUGCAGCUCUUUCUGGGGGGAGGUCGGGCUGCUCUUGAAGAAUAAGCCCUCGAGAAGCUCUUCGCUGGGUGGAUCAAUGGCGAAGUGUGACUCGGAUUUGCGGGGUGGAAGGGCUGGCAGAGUUGGCCAAACGGCGUGCGGGUUGGCUUCGGCGGGCGUUGUGGUAGCCUCGCUGCGAAAAUGGUGACGGAAUCUCGGAUCGAGCCCCAAAGAUGACGGCCCAGUUGGGUCGUUGCGGCGCUAGAUGUCAUUGUUGAAAGGCAUGCUGAGACACAGGCGGGGGCAGCAGGAGCUCGACGGGACCAGCAGAGCUCAAGUCAUGGCCAAAGAGGGCCUUGUCGACUCUUUAAGCAAGGGGGGAAAGGGCGAGGAGGAGUUGCAAUUGUGCCGGAGCGCCGGCCACUUUUUUUCUGGAGUUGAAGUCAAAAAGUGAAGAAAUGCAGCGGGAACCUUGGAACGCGGCCGCGCUUGAAAGCCUUGUCAGUGAAUGACGCUAAGCUCGGCGCCCCAGCCUGUGGGACAAGGAUCGCUGCUGGGUGUGCCGAUUGCUUGGCAUCGACCAAAACCAAUCGAUAAGCCCCAGAUACCAAUGGUGGGUCCACGAAAGUCUACAGAAUUCAACCCCACCAUUCAAAAAAAAGGCGGACAGGCCUCUGCAAACUCGACAGCCAUCCAUCAGCGAUAACGACCGACGAUAAGUUUUUUCUCGAGCCUUGUUGCCGUCACACUCACAGUCUUUUGCGACCACAGUCACAUACCAGAAUCAACGUCAAAAUGCCUGCGCCCACAGCGCUCCUCCAGUCGACUGCGGCCUCCGAAAACACCGCCAUUCCCAUCCAGACCGAGCAGGAGGAGGAGCUCAUUCUCGACAUUCAAGAUGCCACCGGCCUGACAGACCCAGCUGCUGCCGCGCCCCCACCAAACGGCGAGGAGAGUGAGAUGGUGUUCGACGAGGAGGGGCGACCGAGGUUUGCGCCAGGGAGAGAUGUGGAUCCUGUCCGUCGUGUAGAGACAAGAAAGAUCCCAAUUCCACCAAAUCGCAUGUCUGCUCUCAAGAGCAAUUGGACAAAGAUUUAUCCCCCGCUCGUGGACCACUGCAAGCUCCAGGUGCGCAUGAACAUCAAGGACAAGCGCGUAGAGCUCCGAUCCAACAGGGCCACCGUCAGCAACGAGGCUCUCCAGAUGGGCGCUGAUUUCAUCUCGGCGUUCGCCAUGGGGUUCGAUAUUGACGAUGCGAUUGCCUUGCUCCGCCUCGAUUCGCUCUACAUUCAGUCAUUCGACAUCAAGGAUGUGAAGCAAACGCUUGGGCCUGACGCGCUCGGACGUGCUAUCGGUCGUAUUGCAGGCAAGGACGGGAAGAUGAAGUUUGCGAUUGAGAAUGCCACGAAGACACGCGUGGUGCUUGCUGGGUCAAGGGUGCAUAUUCUCGGUGCGUUUGAGAAUAUUGGCAUGGCUCGCGAAAGUAUCGUUUCAUUGGUGCUUGGUCAACAACCAGGCAAGGCCUUCAACAGUCUGAGAAUUAUUGCUGGGAGAAUGAAGGAGAGAUUUUAGAACUGUUGUUUAGGGUCGGCGGAUACGGGGAAACGGGCACUUGGGACAGGCGUUUAGGAGUUGGUACGGUUGCAAGGCGACAAAGCUAUGGUUUUUGAUGAGUGUCAGCUUCGCGGAAAAGC